AUUGCUUCCUGUUUGCUUGGAUGCAGAGGAGACAGUGAAUUUAAAUUAAACUUUACAUCUUGUGGCUAUAAAUGUCUCACUGAAGCACCAUCAGUCCCUGCCUGAUCAUCUGAGUUGAGUCAGAUGUAACUGGCUGAACAUUAUUUUUUUUUUGUUUGUUUAAAAUGUCGUCUUUCGGCACUUAGGCAACAUAGAUAAUGAAAACAUUAUAUACUUCAUCAUUCUAAUACUAAUUUAAAGAAUAACAUUUUGAAUGUUUGUGUAUUUCAAUAUCGCUCAAUAUGUAUCGAAUAUGAAAACUUGACAACACUACCUUUGUGCACCUGGGGCCUUGAUACCACCAUCGGUAUUGAUGUUGAAUAAUGCGACUGUAAUGAGUUUGAGCUCUUAGAUUAUUUUCUUUAGCUAUUUACACCAUUUUAUUGUAUCUUUCACUGAAAGAGAUACUUUAUUUGUUUUUGUAUCCACUUAUUUCUUGAACCUUCAUUCUGCUUGAUUGACAUAAAACAAAGGGUUUCGUAAGCAUGCGGCCUCUGACUGGAUGAGGGUCUCUUUGCUCAAUAUUUUGGCAUGGGUGGAGUUUUCUUUUUUGGGGGGGGCGGUGUGGGGGGGUAUUCUCGAAGAUGAGCGCAGUUAGAAGCGGGGUUUUGCGCUGUUGUGGGAGUGAACACAGCUAACUCGCUUCCCGGCUAAUGGAGGCAGCUCCUCUCAUUCCCUUUAAAAAUCAGCAUGUGAGAGGCAUACACUCAUUUUUUGACAGUGCAAAAGCAGGAAUUUGACUCUGGAGGCCAUACAGAAGAUCACCACCACCACUGUUCAGUUAAGAAGACUUUAUUAGAGCUCAGAAUUGGGGCGGUCACAGUCCUGUUCACAUUUCAUCCAGACAGCGUUGAGCCGGAGACAAAGUCUUAAGACUCUCCUCACUGUUCAUGGGACAUCAGAAUACAACGGUUUAAGAUGGAUCAAGCAAGUCACGUGCAGUCCGGAUAUGAACCUUUCGUCCUCUUUGGUGCUUUACUGAUGAGAUUAAACGAUGCCGCUGUCAGGGCAAUGUCCCGUGUCCGUCAGAGGGCCAUGCAGGGCCUCACUGUGUUCUCCAUGCUGGCGCUGCUCCUUUGGAUCUCCGCCUUUAUGUACGGGAGCUUCUACUACUCCUACAUGCCUCUGGCAGCUUAUUCAACUCCGGUGCACUAUUACUACAGGAUAGACUGUGACUCUCCAAACUCUUUCAUGUGCUCGUAUCCCGUGGCCAAUGUCUCUCUGAUGAGAAACAACAGACCUGUGUUGACAUUCGGCCAGGCCUAUCAAAUAACACUCCAGUUAGACAUGCCUGAUUCUGAGACCAACCAGGAGAUUGGGAUGUUCAUGAUCAGGACAACCUGCUUCUCUCGUGACGGAGGCCAAGUGGCGACGUCCGCUCAUUCCGCGAGGCAGCUGUCAUCCGCUUCCAGCUCUCGUUUUAGCAUACUGCGAUACCAGUCAAACCUUCUGAGGACCAUGUCAACUUUGCUGUUCCUCCCGAUGUUCAUGACUGGAGUUGCUGAGCAGAAGCAAGUGUUGGAGGUGGACCUCUUCUCAGAAUACACAGAUGACCCAUACUCCCCCUCGACCACAGCAGUCAUUGAGAUCCUAUCCAGCAAGGUGCAGAUCUACUCGUCCCAGCUCUACAUCCAUGCCCAUUUCACUGGUAUCAGGUACUUGUUGUUUUACUUCCCUGUCCUGUCAGCUGUCUUGGGCAUGUCCAGUAAUUUCAUCUUCCUCAGCGUCCUCUUCAGCUACAUGAGGCUGCUGUUGAGCAGACCAGAGCAGGCCCAAAUAAAUGCAGCAAGCAGAUUGGGAAAUGGUGACAACCACAAUAUGCCUACUUAAGGCGUUUUUAUCUGUAAGCUGUUUGUGAAUGAUGACCAGCCCUCUCCUCAGCAUGAAAAGACAUUUUGUAUGCAUCCAUUGAAAGUAGUAAUGUAUUCCUUCGCUCUUGUUCUGUCACAUUCUAUGAUCAUUUAUUCCUGGAUUUUACUUGAGCUGCACAGAAGUAAAUUAAAGGUCCGGGUGACUCAUUUCCUCGCAGUAGUUAUUUUGCAUUUUAUAAAGAUUCUGCUAAAUGGGGAAUGUCUGGAAUUGAAAACACAUCACAUCACUUACAUCACUGUCAGAAGGACUGUCCUGCAAUUAUUUUUGUUUGUAUUCAAAUAUUUGUUCCAUAAAAUUGUGUAAAUUUAUCCUUGACUGUA
Messenger RNA from Hippocampus comes (tiger tail seahorse), 2231 nucleotides. RefSeq names its product seipin-like. Gene Ontology annotation, cellular component: endoplasmic reticulum membrane. NCBI's taxonomy places the organism in Eukaryota, Metazoa, Chordata, Actinopteri, Syngnathiformes, Syngnathidae. Gene Ontology annotation, biological process: lipid droplet organization; lipid storage. Bases 958 to 1869 code for a protein of 303 amino acids. The record is from RefSeq and is a predicted model, not a curated record. The transcript is spliced from 10 exons.